GACUCUGCACUGCAGAGUACUGACGUGAAGACCGUGGAGGCUCUGGUCUGGAGUUGUCGGCGAUAACUCGACCAUUGAAUUCAAUUGGAUUUAUGAAUUAAAUUUCCUGAAAAUCAUCAGCCCAAUUUAUUAUUUUACAACAUGGCUCUAAAUCUGUUUAAACAGAUCAGGAUGCAACGUUCGCUCGCCACGAAAAUCUCGUCGGCAAAAUUCUACACUGGAAGCCUGUAUGAGCCUGAUUACUUACAGACGGGAAAGUCGAAAAUCCCACUUUUACCUGUGAUAAAUAUACAAAUCAAAGGUUACAAUUAUCCUAUACUAGAAUCUUAUCAGUCUUUCAUACACAAGUUGGCAAACAUUAUACAAAUUGAUGUAGAGAAUAGUUGGCCAUUACCACCUCAAGAAUUUAAGAUUCAAAGAUAUAAAACUGGCACGACAAAAAUUGUAUCAGAGUACAAUCUCAAAAUUUACGAAAGAAAUACGCAGAUGUCGGAAGUAUCUACUUUAAAGUGUUCGAUAUUAAUCAGGGCAUUGGAAGCAGCUUUACCACAGGGCGUUACUCUAAAUGUAGACACUUUUGAUCCAGUUCUAGAAUCAAAGCGAUUUAUACCGGACAAAGACUUGAUGGACUUGAAGUCUAUGUUAGAUACAAUGAAUAAACCUAAAAGCUAAAU
Molecule: messenger RNA, 674 nt
Organism: Monomorium pharaonis (pharaoh ant)
Lineage: Eukaryota; Metazoa; Arthropoda; Insecta; Hymenoptera; Formicidae
Gene: mRpL48
Exons: 4
Coding region: 142-672 (176 amino acids)
Cellular component (GO): mitochondrial ribosome
Source: RefSeq, a predicted model, not a curated record